Molecule: messenger RNA, 1577 nt
Organism: Salarias fasciatus (jewelled blenny)
Lineage: Eukaryota; Metazoa; Chordata; Actinopteri; Blenniiformes; Blenniidae
Gene: lgals3b
Product: lectin, galactoside binding soluble 3b
Exons: 7
Coding region: 143-730 (195 amino acids)
Biological process (GO): eosinophil chemotaxis; macrophage chemotaxis; positive chemotaxis
Cellular component (GO): cytoplasm; immunological synapse; nucleus
Molecular function (GO): disaccharide binding; laminin binding; IgE binding
Source: RefSeq, a predicted model, not a curated record
CUCAGUGCCACUCUGCAGUGUGUUGGCAGAUUUUAAAGUCAUCUCAGCUGUAACAAGCAGAACAUCCGGAACAUCCGGAAUCUCCACAAUUUACGUUCAAUCACCUACAGCAAGCUAACCACCGACUGUGAGCGUCUGCAGCAUGUGGUUUUCAGGAGAAGGAUCAGGACAAUCAGACCCCGUCUGGCCAGGUUCUGGAGGUGCUGCAUCCAACCCAAACCAACCAGUAUGGCCCAACUCUCAAUCUGGAGGAAAUGAUGGGUGGGGAAAUCCUUCACCUGCACCUGCACCUGAACAUCCACCAGCAUCUGCACCCCAACGUAGUAUGCUGGUUCCCUACACAGAAACUCUGAGGAGUGGAGUAUAUGACAGAAUGCUCAUCGUCAUCAAUGGAACCAUUGAAUCCAAUGCCAACAUAUUCACUGUGGAUCUGUGUAAAGGCCAGGACAUCGCCUUACACUUCAGCCCUCGGUUUGCUGAAAAACAAAUGGUUGUCACUAAUAGCUGCAUCGGAGGAAAGUGGGGCCAAGAGGAGCGAGAGCUGCAAAGGUUUCCCUUUGUCCGUGGUCAAGCGUUCAAGUUGGAGAUCCUGUGCACCUCCAGUGAGUAUAAAGUGACCGUGAACGGCUCCCACCUGCUGUCGUACAAGCACCGGAUCACUGACCUGAGAUCCAUCACCAGCCUUGGGAUCUACAAGGACGUCAAACUGACCAGCGUCGAGACGAAGUGAAAACUAAAGAUCUGAAGAGCUACCAGAAAUGUAUUGAUGAUUUAUAAAAGGUCAUGAGAGCUACAGUGUAUCUCUCACAAAUCCAAUUCAGAAUGAAAAGAGAUAAACCAAAGUGCUCUAAUUCAGAUGUAAUGAAAACCUACUUAAAAACCAGAAGAGAUCUUUCAUAGUUCUACUUUAUGCAAGCCACUGCUAUACUGAUUUCCUUCUUUUCUUGUUGUUUUCUGUGAGCAGUACAGUGAGCAACAAGAGGAGAUGAACCAAGGUUGAGUGGGCCACUUUCUUUUAUUAUUUUCAAGUACCCAAAAAAUAUAAAGUGUAAAAAGUACCAAAAAGUGCAUAGGAUGAUUUUAAAGGAGCAUGGCUUCCCCAACAGCGAAGCAGAACCAGGCAAAAACCAACUACAAUGAAGUACAACUACAACUACCCAGAGUGAAUGUCUUCAGGUGCCUUACUUUCAGCUAAAUUGGGUGAAACCAUAAAAAAUCCCUAGGCAUAAAAAACAAUAUUAGCUCACUAAAACUAUGUUAAAAUCCUCCACCCCAAAACCCCACUACACACUAAAGAAAAACAAAGCCCGUACUUAAAAACAAACUGAACUAAUCACCCAAAUAAAUAAAUUACAUCCUAAACCACAUCUGAAAUCUGUGCAACCACCCCCCGCCUAUUCCCACUCUUGGUCCAGCCCGGAACCUCCUUCAGUGGUGCCUGGUCCCAUUGCACUUUCCUCAAUUUGAUUUGUCAUGUUUGCCUCGGCAGGUCCGCCGCCAUCACCGCAGGUGACACACCCUGACCAGACCCACAGGCAACAAACACUUUUCAAUAAAUAAAUCAUUUGAAAUGACAA